CUAGCAGACGACAUCCUGUAUCAAAAGAUAAUAAACCAUAAACGGAUUUCUCAAUUCGCUGUGUCAUAAUCUUUGCAAGUCAAUAAAUAUAAUUUAAGUUUUUCAACUUCGUUUGAAGACCGAUAUUUUGUGUUGAAAAAGAUGCCUUUUCUCGAGAAUUUAAUGGAACGGGUCAACCUGCAGGAAAAGCGUAACACCUACGCUUCCGUCUCAGCGGGAAUAUUAUUUGCAUCAGGCUGGUGGAUGAUUUUUGAUGUAGCUGCACGAUACCCCGCCAUGGAAGUUUUUCACCAUGCCUAUCAUGUUUGUGGUGUUGUAGGCACUAUUUCAAUGAUAAUGAUCAAUAUGGUGAGCAAUGGUGCAAUUAGAGGAGACAGUUACUCUGAAGAUGGAUGUCUAGGUUCACGCGGUGCUCGCGGUUGGUUUUUCCUGGGUCUCGUUCUUGGUUUCACUGCCCUCAUUGCAUCAUGUUGGAUUUUAUUUCAAGCUUACGUCAUUCCCGCAAAUGUCCCACAAUGGCCUGGAGUUGGACUCUUCAUGCAAAAUCUUUUCAUAUUUUUAUCCUCUCUGAUGUUCCGAUUUGGCAGAUCAGAGGAGCUUUGGUCUUCGUAAAAUGCAUCAGAUAUCGUCCCAUUUCACAGCGAAAGCUGAUGAACAAACAUUUGAUGUGCAUUCAUGACGUUAAUAUUGAAGCACCAUGAUAAUAACCUUUUUUCGUUUUCACUCACAUUUUCUUCUGUUCAUUUUCAUUCGCAUUAUAACCAAUUGGUGUGAUACUCUCAAUACAGAAAAGCGUACGCUAAACAAGAA
This is a messenger RNA of Daphnia pulicaria, 810 nucleotides long. Its product is annotated as transmembrane protein 50A-like. The coding region runs from base 142 to 612 and encodes 156 amino acids. Gene Ontology annotation, biological process: protein targeting to vacuole; late endosome to vacuole transport via multivesicular body sorting pathway. The record is from RefSeq and is a predicted model, not a curated record. The transcript is spliced from 3 exons. NCBI's taxonomy places the organism in Eukaryota, Metazoa, Arthropoda, Branchiopoda, Diplostraca, Daphniidae.